Parascedosporium putredinis is the source of this 1692-nucleotide messenger RNA. Lineage: Eukaryota; Fungi; Ascomycota; Sordariomycetes; Microascales; Microascaceae. The record is from the annotation of a GenBank genome assembly.
AUGGCGAGCGAUACGACUCAACGGCUCAGCACCAUCAAGAAACUAUCGCCAGAGUCCCUAAGCUCUCGGAUGAUGGGGAUUGAGCGCGGCGCGAAAAUGCCAUUCCGACACGUACAUUGCCAUAUCUUGCGUGUGGCAAGUUCCGGGAAUGACACCGUCUCGGGCCGGUACCAAUUCUCGCCCGCAGAUGCUCCAGGGAUCCGCAUGCCGCCGGACGUCGUGCUGGACCGAAUCCUCAACUUCAAACGCUGUAACCCCGAGUACCGCAACACGCCGUUUUGGAUCGACAAGCUGUGCAUCAACCAGGACGAGAGCGAGGAGAAGGAGAUUGCGGUGCAUUCCAUGGAUCUCGUGUACCAGUACAGCGGGUGCGGGCUGGGCCUGAUGUUUUCCGAGAUUACCACGGUGGAGGAGUUGACGCUGCUACGGAAGCUGCUGGACGGGAAGUUGGCGGAGAGCAGCGGCGACGAGUACAGGCUACUCAUCGGCCCCGAGGAAGUGGGACCCGCGGGCGAGGACCUGUACGGCAAGACGACGGGAGAGAUCCAGGUCUACCCUCUCAAUUUCCGCACCGAGGUCACGACGCUGUGCCUCGCGCUGACGCCCCUGCUCGACGUGGCGGGCAAGCACCGGGCCGCCAAGAUCUUGCAGUUCGCCGGCCGCUACUCCUCCAUCUACAGAGCGUGCCGUCGGAAAACUUCGGGAUCGUCGCUGCACGCGAUGGCGCCCGCCAUCUUCAACGAUAUCGGGUCCCGCGGCAUCACCAUGCCCUCGGACAUCCUGGCCAUCGCGGCGAAUUGCUGCCGGUACGUGACUAGGUUACGGGGCGACGUCAUCGACCGGAGCGGCGAGAGUCUGAGCCUCGCCAUUUUGUCUCUCUUCCUUUUGAAUGGCGAGGUGAUCCGAAGCGACCUCCCCAGCGACCAGGUGCUUCGCCAGAGCAUAUUCGAGUGCCUGGGGGCUGUCAAGCUGCGCGUGAUCCCGCCCGUCAAGACCGCCGAGCUCAUCUUUAUUAAACACUGCCGCCUGUCGGACGUGCGGUUCGGCCCGGACGGGAUUCGUACGACGGGCGUGCUGUCUAGGCUCAGCGCGCGGAUUAGAGUGCCUGUUCCGGCGGAGCAGCGCAAAGAAUACUUCAAGGUGGACAGCACCGUCGACUUUCUCAGGUUGACGCAGGCCGAGCUCGAUUUGCUGAGGACGCUGGCUCAGUAUCUGGAAACGAAUACUAAUCUCCGGCGCGAAGGAGGUGGUGCCUUGCCGGUGCUUCUGAAGACGUUUAUCAAGGAGAAAUCGGGUAGUUUUACGCCGCAGUACUGGAGCAUGCAGCACCUGAAGCUCAUGAUGGCAAAAUCGGUUUGCCGGGCCCUUGCCGAGGACAGGCCUCUGCUGCUCACGCGACUCUUUAAGCCGAAUGCCGCGUGGACGCCCUUCCUGGGGGUGUUUGCGCCCGAAGACCCGGAUAGCUUCAACAACUCGACGUUUGCGUUUACGUGCAUCACGACCGAUAACGAGUUCAAGGAUCGCGGGGCGAAACUGGCGAGGAAAAAUACGAGGCUGGUGUCUUUGGAAGUUGUCGUUUCGCCCAAUAAGCUUUACAUGACGCCAAAGAGAUGGAUUAAUGGCCUUUGGUUCUUUAAUAAUGGCGAUCACCAAAGGGAAAUCACGAUUCCGUGGCCCGAGUGGAUGAAAUAG